This is a messenger RNA of Octodon degus (degu), 2673 nucleotides long. It is a transcript of the gene Mroh9, whose product is annotated as maestro heat like repeat family member 9. The record is from RefSeq and is a predicted model, not a curated record. Lineage: Eukaryota; Metazoa; Chordata; Mammalia; Rodentia; Octodontidae. Gene Ontology annotation, cellular component: cytoplasm. Bases 114 to 2636 code for a protein of 840 amino acids. The transcript has 24 exons.
AAAGAAGGCAGAGGACACUAGUUGGGAAGAUCCCUGUGAACAUCUGUGCAUUGCAGCAGAAGACUUUAAUUCACCUCUGUCAGGAGGUAAAGUCCUCAAGGAAUCCAGAAACAAUGAUUUCUUUCCAGAGACAGCAGAAAAGUUCAAGACAGCACCACGUGGAGCACCUAGCUAAAAGCCUGACGGAUACAUAUGCAGCGCUGCUGUGUCAUCAGUCCUUGAUCCUGGCCAUUAACUCCAGCUACACAGUGCACUUUGUCUCUAAGCUAGAGAAGCAGAUGAGCCAUGGCAUAUGGUAUUGGGCUUUAUAUAAAAAUACUAUAAGUCUCUUUGAGGAUACUCUUCUGAUCUUAGUGUCUAAGGACCUCUACAAACUACAGAUCUUAAAGGAAAUGACUAUAUGGAUGAGUAAAGAUAACUCGUACCUGCAAGAGAGAGUACUGGUGAUUAUCUGCAAGGUGUUAAGAUUUGCAUCCAGGAAAGUGAGAGACUAUACAAGUAUUGACGCUCCAUGUUUAGGCGUCCUGGCAGCAGAGCUGUCUCUUCUAUACUCCCACACUGAUCUCUCAAUCGUACAGCAAGCGUCCCUGGCAGUCUAUUACCUCCUCUGCACUGCAAAACGUCAGCUGGCACAGCAGACUUCCAACAAACAGAAAGCAACAAUGCAGUAUUCAUGUGGAAAUUCCUGUGCCCUGGCUUCUGAUUCUGAAUUCCAACCUGGGAUCUUGAAACAAGAUAAAACUAAACUUGCUCAGAGUAUAGGACAAAAUUUAUUACCCUCCUUGCUGACUGACUUUGUGUUGUAUCUCCUGACGAAACUCUCAACAUCUGACCAACAAACUACAACCAAAGCAGCCUCCAUCCUGAAACUGACGCUGAAAUACCAUGCCCAGAAGGUCACCAGGGUGUCUCAGAUGGUGGACACUAUUUAUAAGCAAUUGAAUGAAAAUCCUUCUUACUUUAUAAAGGAUGUCUUGCUGGAGGUUGUCACCUUGUUGACACAAACAUCGCCCAAAAGCGUCGUCUUUCAGCUCUUGGAAUACCCAGUCCCAGCAGACAAGGCUGUGAUGCUGAUGUGGCAGGCAGUGGGCACCAAGCCACAAGCUGCCUCUCAAGUGCUGAAGGUGAUCCUCUUGGUGUUGAAGGACAAGCCUUGUGAAGUGGAGGACAACCUGCAGGAAGAGAAAUGCUUCAUUCUGGAUACCAGCAACAUGAUGCCUCUGGCGGCAUCCCAGGCCCUGUGUCUGCUUUUGCCUAUAAAUUCCUACAAGAAAACAGUGGCCCAGUUUUUUGCGGAGCUCUUCAUGGCCCUCAUGUUUCAACUACUCUACAUCAGUCAGCUGAGAGUGCAGCCAAAGAACAGGCUCCUCUAUGCCCGGGACGCACUGAGAAUUCUGCUAAACUGUUCUGGGCUGCAGCAGGUGGAUAUGAGCCUAAGUGAAAGGUUUUGCUGGAGUCAUAUUUACCAAGGAUACUAUUACCACGAUGGCGUCAACCUCAUUGCCAGAACGCUCUGUGACUACGACUUCCCACAGUUUCCAGAAACCCUAUAUUAUCUCCACAAGAUCUUGGUGCAAGGCCCGAGGAGGUCAGAAGAGCAUUUCAUCAUAGUAACAUUCUUCAUCAGAAUUCUAGAUAAAUUCUGCACAGACCCACUCCCAGAAUUAUUUUUGGUUUUCUUCAGAAAGUGGAUCAGUGAUUCCAAUCCUGAAAUUAGCAAAUUAAGCCUUCAGAAAAUCUCCCACAUGGCCCCAGUUGUCAACAAGACAGAAAAUGUCUACAGCUUACUGACAUCCAUCCUGGAUGCCUUCGCCUCCAAAGAUGAUACUGUUGUGAUUCAGGCGUUGAUCACCCUCCGAAGACUUGUGGAGAACCUGGACAAGGUGACCUACUCCUCCCUGUGUACUAAAAUUGCUUCCAGCUACUUCCGUCUGAUGGAUCACCAUUAUGGAACUAUUCGGAGCUUGGCUAUCAGGCACUUCGCAGAGUUACUGAGAGACAUGAGCCAAGAAGCAUCCACUUUGAAGAAUAUGCUUGGAGGCUUUGCGCCCCUCAUCCUCUGUCUGGAGGACAAGGACACUAGGGUAGUGAGUGCCUGUAAAUACACAUUAACAAUCUGUGACUCCCAACUGGAAUGGCCAAUAUCAAAUUUGCUUAAAGAUGAAAGUUAUAAUUUUGAACUGGUAGUUAUCCACGUCUGUAACUAUCUUAUCGUUUCUCAUGAGAGUUGUGUUACAUAUUUGAUUUGUGAUGCCUUAAAGUUCCUGGGGAAUAUCCAAGUGCAUCUGAGGAGAGCAGCAGUUAUUUUACUAGGUUAUUUGGCACAACUGGGUGGACAUUUAUUAUACAAAGAUGAAAUUGCAGUUAUGGCUGAAGCUGUUGAACGGAUGUUCCAGGAAGAUGACCCUGAAAUCCAUAAUUUGGCAGAAAUAACCCACAAUCUUUUAAAGAAAAUAGCCAAUAGAUCAAGAUCCGCAACUAUCAAACAUGCUAUCCAGAGAUUCUUUAAGUUCUCCUACUCCAAGGAACUAAAACUUCUUUAUAACUGGAAAAGUACCACAGAGAAAGACCUAAAAGAAAUAGUGGAUCAGGAGACAUUCCAGCUGCCCCAGGACCCUCCACCUUCUGACUUCUGAACCAGGCUCCAGGGUCAGCUGAAGAUGAUAAGCUGCA